Molecule: messenger RNA, 3684 nt
Organism: Dreissena polymorpha
Lineage: Eukaryota; Metazoa; Mollusca; Bivalvia; Myida; Dreissenidae
Exons: 17
Coding region: 313-3036 (907 amino acids)
Biological process (GO): proteolysis
Molecular function (GO): metalloendopeptidase activity
Source: RefSeq, a predicted model, not a curated record
GAUUACAGACGUAAUUUUGACUAUUGCUAAUUUUACACUCAGGUCACGAGUUUUAUUAUAAUCAUUAGUAUUAUUGUCAUCAAAAUCAUCAUCAUAUAUUAUUAUAAUUCCACGCCCAUAGCUCCCGUCGACCUAGCGGUGGUGGACGACUCCACGCUGCAUGGGGCGCGUCGGGCGGCUGACGGUUUGCCGCUGGAGGUGCACGUGGACGUCGAGGUGACAGGGAAACCCGUACGGCUUAGUCUCAAGCGAAACUCAAAACUCGCCAGUGCCAAAGACACCAUAUUCGUGAUACGGAAGUCGCCAUCGGGAAUGUCGACGCUAGUGGCGGAACAUUUAAACGAAAAGGAGUUGUACGCCGAAUACCAAGAUCCUAUAAACGGCGCCAUAUUUACCUUAUCGUGUCCAAUCAAGGACGACGUGAACGCUUCCAAGGCAUGUGACGCCACACUGGAAGGGACAUUUAGGAUCGGAAACGAAGAAUACCGGAUGUCCGUUAUGGAGAACAACGCGCUCAGCCGGAUGCGACGAGCCGUGGAUCUCGGAAGUUUGUGGCGCCGCGCAAAGAAGCUUGCACGGGCGGCGACGGCUUUAAGUAAAGUGUACGGAAUAUACAAAACUGAAUCGACUCCGUUCACGCCUACUGACUUUAAAGUUGAAGAGCCCAUCAUUCGCGGUCGCGUGGCGGAAGCGCUGACCACUGAGCCCCGGUUGUUGCGCGAAAACGUGCUUCCCGGUGACCGCAAGUACAACGUGGAGGUGUUAGCCGUGCUCGAUUACGGACUUUAUGAAAGAUUCUACAAAGCCAGCAAGCUUCCGACUGAGUCUGAGCGCGACAACGAGGCUAAAUACAACCUUAAAAAGUAUUUUUCGCACGUGUUCAAUGGCGUAGACAUGCUGUAUAAGAACAUUGACGACGUCGACUUUACCAUGAGCGUUGGCGUGUCUGGUUUCGUCAUAGCUGACUCCCCCGAAGCGUCCGUCUGGACGACGCCGCACAUCGACCGCACUUCCGAUCGCCACGAGCUGCUGGUCUCCACGCCCCUGGAGGAGCUGCUGCGCUGGAGCGUCGCCGUGCGCAAUUUACCCGAGAACGACCACAUCAUGCUGCUGACUGACUAUGACCUUUACUCAGUCGACAGCGGGGCGAUUGAUAAGCGGACUGCCGGGUACGCCCGGGUUGGCAGCGUGUGUCACAUCGACAGCGUCUCCGUUGUGGAGGACCACGGCGGGUUCCAGGGGAUCAACGCAGCGGCGCACGAGCUCGGACACGGCCUUGGCGGACGUCAUGACGGCGUGUCUAAUGCGUGCGACCCCGCGGACCAGUACAUCAUGACGGCUCACGGGGGGUUUGAGUCCGCCUCCACCAGGACUAAUCCCUGGCGCUUUUCCUCGUGCUCGAUGAACUACUUCAAGCAGUACAUAUCCACCCUUCCCCGAGCAAACUGCCUCACCGACCCCGUCAACCUGUUUGAUCGGACCGAGUUCCUGCAGUAUGUGGAGCAGUAUCCAGGCCAAGACUUCACUCCCAACGAGCAGUGCCAGGACAUACUGGGCCUCGACUCCUUCUAUGGAUGGGGACAGGAAUUGGGAACGUUCAGUUCCAUCUGCAGUGAGAUGUCAUGCAAGGUUCCGGGCUCAGCCAGUUCCUACCGCGUGUACAAGGCGGCAACAGGAACAUCCUGUGGGGACAAACGGUGGUGCAUUAAUGGAGCAUGUGUCUUUGACGAAAAGGCGCCAACAAAAGAUCCCGAGUGCGUCUUCGGGGAUAUAGAGAGGCGGUUCGGGAGUAACCAGUCGUGCCGGGAAUACAUGAUAGAGCGACCAAUGCGAUGCUACCAGUCCUUCUACAGCGCGCGCUGCUGCGACACGUGUGCACGACUGCACACUGGUGUGGCGGACUGCGAGUACGGUGACCAGGCGCUAGGGUGCGACCCACAAGGUUGUUUCGACCCCAGCUACGCCCGCCAAUGCUGCAGCACUUGUGGUCUAGCGCCACAGCCUGUCGUGCGUAACCUGAACGUAACAACAACAUUGACAUCCACUACAUCUGCAGCCACAACUUCGACAACAAGGAAACCUACGACGCCACGCAAUGCUCCUAUCACGUCCACGCUGAGUCCAACGAAUCCAAGAACAACGUCUAGACCUGUGACUUCCACAACUAAACCUACAACGUCUUCGCCCAAACCUUCAGCCUCUACAUCUAGAACUUUCAAUUCAGGAGAGGUAAUUGUUGUCGGAAAUGCCGACCUGACGCCAUCCGGAAGUGGCGGCCAAUGCCUCCGUAAUGACGACACGAUCAUGCUGAUCUUCAAGUGUUCCACGUUCCUGUCCUUAUCAUGCGACAACUUCCUCGUCAAGAGAUCCUGUUGUGAAAAGUGCCCCGCCCCUGGGAAUCAGUUUUGCAAGGACGAAGCGAUUUGUCCAGUGAACUACGCGCGAGAGUGUUACAGCGAACAGAACCGGAAACAGUGCUGUAGGUCUUGCCAAAAGUUCGAGACCAGCGUAUCUGGAUGUGAGUACGGCGACAGGAUCAGGAACUGCGAUUACUACGUUCGCGUACUGGGCUAUUCGGAAGUAUGCAAGAAAUACGCGAGUCAUUGUUGCGGAGUAUGCGGAAACAACAGCUCAACUGCAUUGAGCAAUCAGCAAAGUCAAGGUCGAAACGCAGCCAGUACAGCAGUUGCUGUAGAAGCAAAGUCCAAUAUUGUAUCCGACGCGACUGGACUGUCAGAGGCAAACUCAAUUCCUGUUCCUUUAAAUGACAAUGGUAAAGUACGAGGGCGCGGUAAAGAUAAAGGUCAAGGUAUAUCAAAGGAGAACCCAAAGAAGAUCAACAAGCAGGAUCAAGCUAACGACAUUAAUACGAACACUAUUUUAUUCGGAACCUCUCGUAUACCUUCGAACACAGUUCUUGUCCGAAGGGGUCCAAGACGGAGUAGACAGGGACUGACUUUCGUUUUAAACUCUCCUGAGCAGCGACAGUCGGCCUUUGAUAGUUUGAUUUCAAUGGUUGCCAAUGUCGCAGGUUAAAAGUUUGAUCCAUACAUUGCUGUCUCUGGUCUAUUAGGUAUAUAUGUAUAAAAUGUGCUUAUUUUUUGUGUGUAUGAAUUGAAUAUUCAUGUAAAAGAAAAUAACGGUUCUUUCUAUCAGCUAUCGACAUUUAUUGCAUGAUUAGUAUGUGUAGACUUUAAGUAUUGUCGUCUCAAACAAAGACCCACGUGGUAUCGAUUACACGUGCAUGAUAUAAUUAUAAUAUACCUUCGAUUGUUUAUUGCGUAUUAUAGGUAAAAAAUAAACUUCUUUCUUACGAAAAAAACAAAACGAUUUUUGCCAUUUCGUAUAAUUUAGUGUAACUUUCUAAAGAAGAACAUACCAUAAACAUAAAUUGUCUUCUCGCAUUAUUAUUCGCAUUGAAAUAAUACAUUAAAAAAAAACACAUAUACACGAAAUAUACAUGUAAAACUCUAACAGCACGUCGAACACCAUAAACGUUUGUUCAAUACUAUUAUAUAACAAAGAACAGCGCUGCUAUUAGUUUUAUACUACAACGGCAACACUACACAAAACAUCGAACAAGCAUUGACAAUAUCAGUUAUUUUAAUAUUUCAAGGGAGACAACAUUAUCGACAUACAAUACUUUUUUAUCUCUAGAUUAUUUUCCUUAGAUGACGUGUUCUU